Molecule: messenger RNA, 1672 nt
Organism: Setaria italica (foxtail millet)
Lineage: Eukaryota; Viridiplantae; Streptophyta; Magnoliopsida; Poales; Poaceae
Product: probable protein phosphatase 2C 58
Exons: 12
Coding region: 318-1406 (362 amino acids)
Biological process (GO): protein dephosphorylation
Molecular function (GO): cation binding; protein serine/threonine phosphatase activity
Source: RefSeq, a predicted model, not a curated record
AGAAAUCUCCAGUCUCCUCUCUCUCUGGUCCUUCGUUCUCCUCCCCUGGUCCGUUCCUCUCCUCCGAUUUUCAACCCCCAAAUUCUCCCCGCACCCGUCUCCAGCCCCCGAAUUCGCUCCCCUGUUCCCCGCAAAUCUGCCGUGCCUCGGCGGCGACCGUAUACACCACCGGACACGGCGGCACCAACCCCGGAGGCGCGGUCACCUCCUAACCCGUCAUUCCGUCUCCGCCUUCUACUGGUGCCGUACUGGCGUGGAGCGGGGACUGGAGAUCCAUCCGGGCUCGGAUUACCUCUCUCGCUGGUACGUUUCGGAGAAUGGGGGUUUACCUUAGCACUCCAAAAACCGAGAAGCUAUCUGAAGACGGGGAAAAUGAUAAGCUUAAAUUCGGCCUUUCAUCUAUGCAAGGGUGGCGUGCAACUAUGGAAGAUGCCCACUCGGCUUUGCUAGAUCUUGACAAUGACACUGCAUUCUUUGGCGUUUUUGAUGGACAUGGAGGAAAAGUAGUUGCCAAAUUCUGUGCAAAAUAUCUGCACAGAGAAGUUAUCAACAGUGAAGCCUAUGCAGCUGGUGACCUGGGUGCUGCUGUCUACAGAGCUUUCUUCAGAAUGGAUGAAAUGAUGCGUGGCCAAAGAGGAUGGCGGGAACUUCAAGCACUUGGAGAUAAGAUAAAUCAGUUUACUGGCAUAAUAGAAGGCUUGAUUUGGUCCCCUAAAGGAAGUGAUUCAAAUGAUAGACAUGACGAAUGGGCUUUCGAGGAGGGACCACACUCUGAUUUUAUUGGGCCAAAUUGUGGGAGUACAGCCUGUGUAGCAUUAGUGAGAAAUAGGCAACUCAUUGUGGCAAAUGCUGGUGAUUCGCGCUGUGUCAUCUCAAGGAAUGGCCAGGCAUACAAUUUGUCGAGAGACCAUAAACCAGAGCUUGAGGCAGAGAGAGAAAGGAUACAAAAUGCAGGGGGUUACAUCCAAAUGGGUCGUGUAAAUGGAACUUUAAACUUGUCAAGGGCUAUUGGAGACAUGGAAUUUAAACAAAACAAGUUCUUGUCCCCUGAUAAGCAAAUUUUGACCGCAAAUCCUGACAUAAACAUCGUUGAGCUUUGUGAUGAUGACGACUUUCUUGUUUUGGCAUGUGAUGGCAUUUGGGACUGCAUGUCAAGCCAACAGCUGGUUGAUUUCAUCCGUGAGCAUAUAAACAAUGAGGAAAGCCUUUCCGCAGUAUGUGAAAGAGUGCUUGACAGAUGCCUGGCUCCAUCGACCAUGGGCGGCGAGGGAUGCGAUAACAUGACGAUGAUCCUGGUGCAGUUCAAGAAGCCGAUUACUCAGACCAAGGAAGCCAGUGGUGCAGAGCAAUCAACUGGUGACACAGAAUGCUCGGAGACGCAUGUGGCCGAGGAGAAUGGCUCAUGAUGAACAGGUAUAUCCAGGAAAUGGCUCUUGAAGCAUGGCUUGAUGCUGGACCUGGCUUAAACAGGAGUACGAUGUUGCAAUGUACAUACCAACCAUGUGUUGAAUUGGCGUAAAAGCUGUUCUUUGUUCCAAUUGUUGUCUGUAACCCAACCUGCUAUUUUCUUCCGGGUGUGAUUUUGGCCAUCUGACAUAACCUAACUGUACAUUUGUGGGUGGAAAUGGUGUUAUACGAUAGUUCAUUUGUCCGUUCGAGCGGAUCUUGUGCU